AUGGCGACAAAAUCCAAGGCAGGAAGUAAGAGAAAGAAGCAGAAGAAGAAAGAAGAAGCUGAGUACUUUGAGGUUACUCGUAACAAGGAGGAUCUUUGGAAAACUGUAUUUCCAGUGGGCACUGAAUGGGAUCAGAUUGAAAAACUAUACGGAAGCUUCAGAUGGAAUUUCUCAAAUCUAGAAACUGCUUUUGAAGAAGGUGGAGUAUUGAACUCAAAAAGAGUCUAUAUAUUUGGCUGCACGGAACCACAAUUGCUCUCCGUGAACAGCGAGGGGAAACUAGUCUGUAUACCAGUCAUUGUUGCUGUUGCUAAUGAUUCCCCUCCUUCUGAUGAGAUCGGUAUCAACUCGGUGCAACCAGAAGCAGAAGAAAUUAUCCUGAUGAAACGAAUGAAGAUGGAUUGGGUUCCUUACAUCCCAUUAGAACAAAGGGGUAAUCAAAUUGAGAGAUUGAAGAAAUCUCACGAUAUUUUUAUCUGGAGAUGUACACAGAGAAGGGAUUCUCUGGGAACCCUGAAAGAGGAUUAUUUGAAGAAGUUUGAAUAUUGUUUGCCUUAUUUUUACAAUCCAUUCAAGGAGGAAGAAGAAAUUGAUCAGAGCACUGUUGUUGACAUAAUGUUCCCGGCCGAACCACCAGUAGUUUGUGAUUUCGAUUGGAUAUUUGAUGAUAUUAACGAGUUUGUCGAUGAGAAAGUUGCAGAUGAGGUAGUAACAGAAGAUCAAAGAGACGCAUUUAGGAAAUUUUUCGACGACAAGGUUAAAGAAGCGAAGGAAGCGAACAAAGAGGCUAAAAAGGCUCGGAAGAAAGCAAUAGAAGAAACAAGUGAAGAGACUAAAAGAGCUUUUGAGAACAUGAGGUUUUACAAAUUUUAUCCGGUUACAACACCGGAUACUCCAGAUGUAUCACAAGUAAAGUCUCGCUUCAUAAAUAGGUAUUACGGGAAGGCUCACGAGGUUCUUUAG
Messenger RNA from Papaver somniferum (opium poppy), 963 nucleotides. RefSeq names its product protein HEAT INTOLERANT 4-like. Gene Ontology annotation, biological process: regulation of cellular response to heat. The coding region runs from base 1 to 963 and encodes 320 amino acids. The transcript is spliced from 2 exons. The record is from RefSeq and is a predicted model, not a curated record. Lineage: Eukaryota; Viridiplantae; Streptophyta; Magnoliopsida; Ranunculales; Papaveraceae.